UCUGACGUUGUUCCACAUCGCGCUGCUCCCACCCGAAAAACCCAUCCAGAUUGUUCAAACACCCUCUACCGGUGUGGAUCCACUCGAAAGCCACUGCCGGAUCGAACCGGGCCCUGUCAAGUGUUGGCGCGCAGUGUGUGCGUGCCUAACUAUAAAACGCGUGUCUGCGCAGCACGGUCGGCGUAAGCAGCUUCGGCCGUACUUAGUGACAAACCGGAAAUCACGCAUCGCUGCGUACCCUCCAGUUGGCCGAAACGUCCACAAAACGAGCGCAACGAGAAUCGGGGACCAGUGUCCAGAUUUGCCUGUGACUGAAGUGAGUGUUUGUACUUUUCGGUGAACGAAGUGUCGUAUGCAAACGCGCGAUAUUGUCUUAUCUAAGGAAACAGAUAGUAGCGGUAGGAUCUCACACUUCUAAUAGAUAUGUUCCACCAUCAUCAGUACUGAAUCAGUGACACGGCGUACAUUAAGGUUAAUUUAGAAAUUUGAUCCAAAACAUUUUCUGAAAUUUUACCGUGAUUGCGUGGUCCGAGACACCCGCAAUACGCCGCCGAACAAAACCCCGGAAAAGGUUAAGUCAACACAGCUGUUCGGCAGACCUGUUCGUGAAGGUCUCCGCGAAGCCGGCUACGGCACGGUGUUUAAAGCUUUGUUUUUAACCCAACGAUGCAGCAACAAACAACUCGCUUGUGAUGUCACACUGUGUGUGCUUUCCGUUUCUUUCCGUUUGUUUUCGUUUGCUGCGAGACUGGUGGAUAGAAUUUUUGAAAGCGGUCUACGAUGGCUACCAAGCAACUCCCGUGGGCUAUUGUUGUUAGUCUAUUCCUCAUCAGCCUGCCAGCAGUGAUUGAUGGCAAGAUCUACACGAAAUGUGAGCUCGCUAAGCAACUGACCGCAAACGGGAUUAGCCGAACGUACCAGGGACACUGGGUCUGUUUGGCGAUGGCCGUCAGUGGGCUGGAUACGUCCAAAACGACGACGCUGCCCAACCAAACCGCCAACUACGGCAUCUUUCAGAUCAACAGCAAGGAGUGGUGCCGCGUGGGCUACAAGGGAGGCAAAUGUAACAUGAAAUGUGAAGAUCUAGUUACGGACAAUGUGACCAACGCAAUUAAAUGCUCCGUAAUGAUCCAACAGUCGAAAGGAUUCAACGAGUGGGUUAUGUGGCAGAAGAAGUGCAAGGGCAAAGAUCUUCCGGACAUUACAAACUGUGGUGCAAUUGGUUAAGAUUCAGGACGAGUUCUAGCAAGCGAUUUCCUCCAGCCCAAGCGGUAGCCCCCUUCUUCAAGCAUAUGCAGCAACAGUACUUCACAAAGGACCCAUUUAAAGCGCAUCUGAAGAAAGCAUACUUUUAAUCAUCCUUAAUCAAUAAAUUGGAAAACAAGACUCAGGAAAUAGUUUUCGAAAAUCUGCAGGAGAUCUUCAUAGU
This is a messenger RNA of Anopheles stephensi (Asian malaria mosquito), 1429 nucleotides long. Its product is annotated as lysozyme c-1-like. Lineage: Eukaryota; Metazoa; Arthropoda; Insecta; Diptera; Culicidae. The transcript has 3 exons. The coding region runs from base 781 to 1227 and encodes 148 amino acids. The record is from RefSeq and is a predicted model, not a curated record. Gene Ontology annotation, molecular function: lysozyme activity.